AUGCUAUCCAUCGCGGACCUCGAGCGAGAAGCCACAACAAAGCUCCCCAAACCAUACGCCGAAUUCUUCAACGACGGCGCCACCGACACGACCACCGCUACCGGGAUCCGUCCGCGCGUGCUGGUGAAGAUCCCCGAAAUUGACACCUCCGCCGUGCUCUUCGGCGCCAAGCUCACCGCUCCGCUGGGAUUCGCGCCGACCGCUCUACACAGGCUCGCACAUCUGGACGGCAAGAUCGCCACGUCCCGUGCAGCUGCACGUAUGGGAGUUGCGAUGGCGGUCUCGAGUUACGCGUCCACCACGCUGGAGGAUAUCGUUGCUCAGGGGACUGGGGAGAAUCCGUAUGCGAUUCAGGUGGGGAUUACGAAGGAGAGGGGGUAUACAGUGCAGAUUAUCAAGAGGGCCGAAGCCGCCGGCUACAAGGCCAUCUUCCUGACUGUCGACUACCCCAUCCUCGGAAUUCGGUACAACGAGCUGCGCAACGAGCUCGCUCUUCCCGUGGGGAUCACGUACCCUAACCUGUCUGAUAAACCAUUGGGCGACGGGUUCCCUGAUCUAGUGUACGAUAGCAACAUAUCCUGGCCCGACGCAAUCAGCUGGCUCCGCUCGCUCACCACCAUGGAGAUCUGGGUGAAAGGCUUCUACACCCCGGAAGACGUGAUUCUCGCGAUCCAACAACAAGUGGACGGGAUCAUCGUGCCGAUCGCGAUCGACGGGGGUAUCCGACGGGGAUCGGAUAUAUUCAAGGCGCUGGCGCUGGGAGCGCAGUAUUGCUUUUUGGGCCGGGUGCCGAUAUGGGGGGUAGCUUAUGCAGGCCAGGAGGGGGUGGAGCUGGCGGUGCAGAUUCUGCUGCAUGAGUUGCGGGUGACGAUGGCGUUGGCGGGGUGUAAUGAUAUCAACGAGAUCUCACGCACACACCUGGCUGUCGAUGAUUCAAUUAGGGUGCUUUGUAGACUCUAGUCUCAGCCCUAGCUG
This is a messenger RNA of Aspergillus japonicus CBS 114.51, 975 nucleotides long. RefSeq names its product alpha-hydroxy acid oxidase. Gene Ontology annotation, molecular function: oxidoreductase activity; FMN binding. NCBI's taxonomy places the organism in Eukaryota, Fungi, Ascomycota, Eurotiomycetes, Eurotiales, Aspergillaceae. The coding region runs from base 1 to 960 and encodes 319 amino acids. The record is from RefSeq and is a predicted model, not a curated record. The transcript is spliced from 7 exons.